CCACCAUCGGUGUGGACUUCCGCGAGAAGACGGUGGAGAUCGAGGGGGAGCGCAUCAAGGGUUAGGUGGAAGAGUGUCCUGAUCUGGCACAAGAAUGUUUGUGAGGUGAGAUGUGCUUUGUGCAGUUUGUUUCUGUGGUGGGGAUGGUGGCCAAGUACAUUGGGAAAAGGAUGAGAAGCAGGGAGCAGUGCUCUCUGAAUCGUAGAAUCCCAGCCUGGUUUGGCUUGAAGGGACCUUAAAGCUCAUAUAGCUCCAACCCCCUGCCACGGGCAGGGACACCUUCCACUAGAGCAGGUUGCUCCAAGCCCCUGUGUCCAGCCUGGCCUUGAACACUGCCAGGGAUGGGGCAGCCACAGCUUCUCUGGGCACCCUGUGCCAGUGCCUCAGCACCCUCACAGGGAAGAACUUCUGCCUAAGAGCUCAUCUCAAUCUACCCUCUGGCAGGUUAAAGCCUCUUGUCCUGUCCAUACACUCCCUUGUAAACGCAAGUGCUGAGGGAUCUCUCUUACUAGAUCAGCUGGGCUUGCUUGGUGGAAUUACCCAAGCAUGUGCCCUGUCACAUACAGCCUUGGGCACUGUCAGUGUAGGACUAAAGCUUGUGUAACUCAUCCACCGAUCCUGGUUCAUGUAAUAAGACAUUGCCUCUCCCUGCAAGGCUCAUUGCCUGCACCCUGCCUCAGGAUGACGCGCUGUGGUUGGAAGGGGCGGUGGGAAGCUCUCCCACAUCUUCCUGCAGGGAGCUUGGCCAGCAGCCUGCCUCGGGGGACACGCAGCGCUCCCGCAGCCUUCCUUCUCCUCUGCUUUGCUUCCCAGGUGCAAGUGUGGGACACGGCUGGCCAGGAGAGGUUUCGGAAGAGCAUGGUGGAGCACUACUACCGCAACGUGCAUGCUGUCGUCUUCGUUUACGAUGUCACGAAGAUGUCGUCCUUCACCAACCUCAAGACGUGGAUCGAGGAGUGCAACGGGCACGCAGUGUCCCCCCUUGUCCCCAGGGUGCUCGUUGGGAACAAGUGUGACUUGAAAGACCUGAUCCAAGUGCCAUCCAGCAUGGCCCUCAAGUUCGCCGACGCUCACAAUAUGCUUUUGUUUGAGACCUCGGCCAAGGACCCUAAGGAGAGCCAGAACGUGGAUGCCAUCUUCAUGUGCCUGGCCUGCCGGCUGAAGGCGCAGCGCUCGCUGCCCUGCCGGGACCUGGAAGGCUGGUCGGGCCAGGCCCGCAGGCUGGAGCCAGCGCACAACACCAGCAGUAAAACCUCCUGCCCAUGCUGAGCGGGGCCGGCGGCCACGGCCCCGGUCCCGGUCCCCCCAAUAAAGUUUCUCGGCUCCAGGCA
Messenger RNA from Strigops habroptila (Kakapo), 1331 nucleotides. RefSeq names its product RAB33A, member RAS oncogene family (gene RAB33A). Gene Ontology annotation, cellular component: endosome; Golgi apparatus. The record is from RefSeq and is a predicted model, not a curated record. The coding region runs from base 547 to 1269 and encodes 240 amino acids. Gene Ontology annotation, molecular function: GTPase activity; GTP binding. NCBI's taxonomy places the organism in Eukaryota, Metazoa, Chordata, Aves, Psittaciformes, Psittacidae. The transcript has 2 exons. Gene Ontology annotation, biological process: Rab protein signal transduction.